GGCUAAAUUAUUAUCAUCAUGAUUGACCAGAAAAACAAAACAAAGAUAAUUUCCAACCAAAAAUUUUUGUUACAACCAAAACAUUCUUUACCACUCAUUAGAUCAAGGGGGUGUGUCUACGGAUUACGUCCUCUAUGAACGGAUAUCGCUAAUCGUUGUUACUCGGCCGAGAAUCGAAUUGAUGCUCCCAAUUUGAUCAUUUUACAUUUUUCUUUUUUUUGACAAAAUUUUUCGGAUUUUUUUUGAAAUUUUUUUUGCUUGAUUGAAAGGAGAAAAAAAUGUACGAUUCAAACAUCCAGAUAAGAAUUGAAAGAUAUAAAAAAACAAUUGCAAAUUAUGAUAGCAUUCGUUUUAAGCCAUAUAAGAUUGCUUCGAAGUUAAAAUUUCUUCGAAAUGAAUCUAAAUUUUACCUGAUUGAUUUAUACAAUACAAUCGAAUCAUUUCGUGAAUUUGGUUUGAAUAGUGAUUUGAAUUUGAAUCCUGAUUCGGUUAUUUCAUCACAAAAAAUUCAAUCCAUACUUUAUUCAAUUUUUCAUCAUUUUAGUCGUCGAUCAUCAACAACAGGAAAAGAUAUUGAUAUUGAUUAUUCAGUUGCAUUGAUUUAUAAUUGGUUGAUGGAAACUUUUGCCCAUAAUCAUCAUUCGAAUGAUUCGAUUAAUAUUUUAGCAUUUAAAAUAUCAUUAAUAUUAUUAUGUUCAUCACUUUUAUCAAACAAAUUGAAAUAUUUUUUCACUUUAUUAUCGAAUGAAAAUGGAUUUAUUGAUCAAAUGAAUUUUUCAAAAUUUCUUCACAAUUUAAAUGAUUUAUGUAAUCAUUUUGAUCGGGAAAAUCCUGUCGAUUUCAACAAUGAAAUUCAACAAAAUUUCACCGGUGAAUCAAUUGAUUUAAAACAUUUUAUCGACGUUUUUCAAAAUUUUGAUAAUCAAAAUGAUUUAACCGGUUGGCUGAUUGUUUAUCAUCGUUUAUUUGAUUCCGAACAAGUUGUUCAUCACAAUAUUCAAUGUGAUUGUUGUGGAAAAAACCCGGUGGUUGGAUUUCGUUAUAAAUGUAAAAUCUGCCAUAAUUAUAAUCAAUGUCAAGAUUGUUUUUGGACAGGUAAAAGUACGAAAAAUCAUGAUCCAGAUUUUCAUCCAUGUAAAGAAUAUUUAUUUGAUAAAUCUCGUAAACAUUUACGUCAAUCAUUUCGACGAUCAUUUCGUAAACUUCUUCCCAAGCAUCAUCCGGCUGAAGAAGAAAAUCCUGAAUCAUCACUGGGUUUCAAUCAACAAAACUCGGAUAAAAUGAUAAUGAAAAAAUUAAAUUUAUCCGAAAUUGUUUCACCGAAAUUUUAUCAUAAAAACAAACAUUCAUCGAAUAAUUUUAAUGAAUUUAAAUUGGAAGAUUAUGGUUCGGAUUAUCAAAUGCAACUGCAAUUCGAUGGUAUUGAUAAAACUGAAAAUGAACAUUUAUUAAUCGAACAUUAUUUGAAUAUUCUAAGAGAUGAUCACCAUCGUGAAGAAUCAACAUCAAAUGGCCUAUCAUUAUCAUCAUCAGAUAGUGAAAGUUAUGAAAAAAUUAUCUCCGAAUUGGAACGAAAAAAUCGUCAAUUAAUGUUGAAUAUUUCGGAAUUGAAUUCGAAUCAAAAAUCUCAACAACGAGAAGAACAAAAUGUUGAUCAUCAUCAAAAUUACGAAGAAAAUUUUUUCAAUGAACUUUCAUCAUUACGAAAGAAAAAAACUGAUUUGGAAACUUAUUUGAUUUGUCUACAAGAUCAACGAAAAAAUCUAAUGUUUCAAUUGGAUGAUUUAAUGAAAGAAUUGAAAAUUGGGCAAUAAAAAUUUUAUUAUUUCUUUUUUUUAAUAUAAACCCUUUUUUCUUUUUCAAUUAAUCUGAUUCAUUGGAUUUUCAGGUGAUUUAUUAAAUUCUUUCCGUAGCAUUUCUUUUAGUUGUGAUAAU
Messenger RNA from Dermatophagoides pteronyssinus (European house dust mite), 1935 nucleotides. RefSeq names its product dystrobrevin alpha-like. Gene Ontology annotation, cellular component: synapse; plasma membrane. Gene Ontology annotation, molecular function: zinc ion binding. NCBI's taxonomy places the organism in Eukaryota, Metazoa, Arthropoda, Arachnida, Sarcoptiformes, Pyroglyphidae. The record is from RefSeq and is a predicted model, not a curated record. Gene Ontology annotation, biological process: synaptic signaling.